CCGGUUUGCACGCCAUGGUACCCCAAUCCAUCCUCCCGCCCGAGCUCUGCGAUGAGACCAUAGACUACCUCUGGGACGACGUCGAGUCCCUCCGCGCGUGCAGCCUCGUCUGCCAGGCAUGGCUGCCCUGCAGCCGCUUCCACCUCUUCCGAAACGUCCGCCUCCGGCACGCGGAUGAUGUGCUCCGCUUCCGCGCGCUCCUCGCCUCCUCCCCGAGCAUCGCAUACUGCGUGCGCAAGCUCUCCCUCAGCGCGGACUACGCAGGCGCGACCCCUGAGGGCGCCGCACAGGAGGACGACGCGUGGGUGAACGACGCGACGAUGCUCCUCCCGCUCCUGCACCAGGUCACGACGCUCGGGCUCGCGCGGGUGCGCUGGCACGCGCUGAGCGCCGAGACGCGCGCGGCGUUCGCGAGCGUGUGCAAGCGCGUGCGGCAGCUCUUCCUCUUUGAGGUCUCGUUCGAGGCUUCGCGCGACGUGGUCGCCUUCCUCUCCGGCUUCCCUGCGCUGGAGGAACUUUACUUCCAGGCGGUAUCCUGGAAGCACGACUCGCCCUCUCCCUUUGAGGAGCCGAACUCCCCAGAAGCGCUUGCGGACAUGGGCAAGAUGCAUUUGUCGUACCUCUUCCUCGACCCGAAGUCCUCGCCUACGCUCGUCACGGAGUGGCUGCUGAAGCACCCGGGGGAGCAACACUUGCGGACUAUCCAACUGUGCUGGCGCGAGCUCGAGAACACGCAAGCGGUCGGGGACCUGCUCCAGGCGAGCGGCUCCUCCCUAGAGUCUCUCCAAGUAGAGUUCCCGGUCGGUCUCACAGAAGAUGCGGUACUGCAGAACCACCUGAGCCUCGCCCACAACACCGGCCUGCGCACACUACAAUUCGGCGGGCUCGACGUGCGCGCCUCGCACGGCUUCCUCUCCCAGCGGCUCUUCCCGUGGGUGACCGCGAUGCUCUCGCAGGUGCGCUCGCGGCACCUGCAGGAGGUCUCGUUCGCGCUCGAGAUCGCGGCCGCCGCGGACCUGCGCGCGCUCGACUGGGCGCGCAUCGACGCGGACCUCUCCCGCGCCGAGUUCCACGGCCUGCACGUCCUGUUCUACGUCUCGUGCGAGCGUGCCGGUAUGGCGAAGGAGGUCCGUGCGGAGAUCUCGAGCCGCCUCAAUGGGUUCCAGCAGCGCGGCACGCUCUGCAUUUCGUGCAUUUGAAGAGUGGGGACGACUCGGUCGAUUUAUACCACUAGACGCGGUGGCGGGCUGGGUUCCCGCAACCAUUUACAUCUUGCUUCAUCUUUCCAUUGUGCUCUAGCUAGAGUCUUAAUUGGGGUAUCGGGUGUCACUCUGGGAAUUUCAGGGAUUUACAGUUGGUCAUGGUCACUAUACGGGUUUCAUGCAGCAUUAUGUUCGCUACCAUCUAAUACGGAGAUCUGUACAAACA
Trametes versicolor FP-101664 SS1 is the source of this 1428-nucleotide messenger RNA. RefSeq lists its product as uncharacterized. The record is from RefSeq and is a predicted model, not a curated record. The transcript has 2 exons. NCBI's taxonomy places the organism in Eukaryota, Fungi, Basidiomycota, Agaricomycetes, Polyporales, Polyporaceae. Bases 15 to 1199 code for a protein of 394 amino acids.